This is a messenger RNA of Rosa chinensis, 1287 nucleotides long. RefSeq lists its product as uncharacterized. The coding region runs from base 87 to 1196 and encodes 369 amino acids. The record is from RefSeq and is a predicted model, not a curated record. Lineage: Eukaryota; Viridiplantae; Streptophyta; Magnoliopsida; Rosales; Rosaceae. Gene Ontology annotation, molecular function: deSUMOylase activity. The transcript is spliced from 8 exons. Gene Ontology annotation, cellular component: nucleus. Gene Ontology annotation, biological process: protein desumoylation.
CUGAGGUUGUCGAAAUUGUGAGUUUAAAGGCCAAUCAGACUCAUAACCUGUUGAGUCGAACUGUUGGUACAACCUUUGUGGAGCAAAUGGAUGAGGAUUUGUUUGGUGAACAUGGGAGAAGCAGUGAAGACCCACUAAAAAAAUUGACCAAGUCACCAGUGCUGGAUGGCUAUGCUGAUGAGGGACCCCAUGAGGAACUCAUACAUGAUGAGCACAAACCUGACCACGUUACGAGGGUUAAACAGCAGCCCCAAAAGACUCUUCGUUCUCGGAAGCAACAAAGGAGUAAACCCAAAGCCCCAAUUUUUGCAAUAAGCGGUCUCAUCACACCUGAGAAUGCACAUCUCAUGAAAUUUUUAUUUAGGAAGAAUGGAAUUGGAGAAGACAAGUGGAGUGAAGUAGUAGCUAGUUAUGGUGACUACGCCGUUACUAGAAAGGAAUUUCAGUGUCUCUCUCCAGCAACUCCACUAUCUUGCAAGGUCAUAAACAUAUCUGCGGCGUAUUUGAAUGAGCCGGAGUCAGAACAUUGGUUUCUCCCUUCCUUUUUUGGGGAACGAGCGAGGGUAAAAGAUGAAUCAUGUAGCUAUGCUAAGUGGCUCACAUCAACCAUUGAGAUGUGUGGUCUGAAGAGGUUUCAUCGCCGUCUCCAACAAUGCUCCAAGAUAUUCAUUCCCUUGCACGACAAUAUGGAAGACCACUGGAUUCUGUUGGUCAUGCACCUCCCUGAAAAAAAGGCAGAGGUGCUGGACAGCUUCCCUGAUGUAAGGUCACGUGAGAGGCGAAUGGAUCAUGCAAGAGAUGUGAUGGCAAUGUUGCAGAAGGUAUUUGGUACUGAAACAACAUGGUCAAACUCCAAAUUUUAUCAUUUUCCAUCAUUCACUCUUAACUUUUCGGACUUUAACCCAACGCAUGAACAAAAAUCUGAGAGCGGGGUAUUUGUUAUAAGGCACAUGCAGUACUACCGUGGCAUGUGGUCAACAACGUUUCAUUCGGAGGACCAGCGUACUCGAUUGGCACUUGAAAUUGUUCUUCAUCCAAGGAAUGAACACCGUCAAAUAUUGAUUGGAGCAGCAGCAGGAGCUUCGAUGCCGCCAAUAGGUGAAAGUGAGCUAUUCAAAAAUAUUCCUCUUCCACCAACCGGAAGAAAGUUUCGUAGCCACCGUAAGCGGCGAGAUCAUGUGUCGAAGGACGUCUAGGUUAUAUCUUGGUCUUAAGUAUUAAUUAAAUGACAGUUUGAGUAAUUUAUUGUGAGAGCCCAUACCCAAAACAAGGUCGUUUUUAUUUUGU